Messenger RNA from Vespula pensylvanica (western yellowjacket), 1204 nucleotides. RefSeq names its product serine/threonine-protein phosphatase PGAM5, mitochondrial (gene Pgam5). The record is from RefSeq and is a predicted model, not a curated record. Lineage: Eukaryota; Metazoa; Arthropoda; Insecta; Hymenoptera; Vespidae. Gene Ontology annotation, biological process: positive regulation of mitochondrial fission. The transcript is spliced from 6 exons. Gene Ontology annotation, cellular component: mitochondrion. The coding region runs from base 78 to 941 and encodes 287 amino acids.
UAUAUAUAUUGAUGCACAUACGUGCGCUUUCCCCUAGAAAGAUUAUUAAAUUUCAAACGUUUUCAUUAUUUUAAAAGAUGUCGGUCUUUUUACGAUUUCAAAAAUGGACUGUCGUAGGUUUAGGUGCUUUAAGUGGUGCAGCAUUAUUUUAUUACAAUGCCUAUGGUGAUUGUGAAUCCUCUUGUGUACAAAACUCUUGGACAACAAAUUUCACGCCUUCUGUAAAGUGGGAUCAUAACUGGGACAGACGAGAUCCAAAAAGUUUGGUAAAGCCUUUGAAAAUAAAUAAUGAAAUAGAUGAAAAUAAAUACAAUGAAGAAUUUGCAGCAAAAAGAGCUAAACAUAUAAGGCAUUUGGUACUUAUUAGACAUGGACAAUAUAAUACUGCAGGAAAAGUAGAUUCUGAAAAAGUUCUUACUGAACUUGGUCGACAUCAAGCUGAAACAACUGGGAAAAGAUUAGCAGAAUUAGAUGUAUCUUAUUCUUUAAUAGUUAGAUCAACAAUGACAAGAGCUCAAGAAACUUCUAAAAUAAUAGAAAAAAGUCUUCCAAAUGUACCAACUGAAGAUGAUAGUCUUUUAACUGAAGGUGCACCUAUUCCACCUGAACCGCCAAUAGGCAAUUGGAUGUCAGAACGAUAUUUUUACCAGGAUGGACCUAGAAUAGAAGCAGCAUUCAGAAAAUAUUUCCAUCGAGCAGAUCCUAAGCAAGAAAAAGAUACUGUUACUAUUCUUGUUUGUCAUGCAAAUGUUAUCAGAUAUUUUGUUUGCAGAGCUUUACAAUUUCCUCCAGAAGCUUGGAUGCGCAUGUCUUUAAAUCAUGGAAGCAUUACUUGGUUGUGUAUAUAUCCUAAUGGAAGAGUAACAAUGCAUUGUCUUGGAGAUACUGGUCAUAUGUUACCUCAAAACAUUUCAUAUUUCCAGAUGCGAAGAAAAUCAUGAAAGAAAUUAAAUUUUGUAUUUAUAAAAGUAUUUCUACAGUGUGUGUAUAUGUAAGAUUCACACUUUUUUCUGUUAAAUGUAUAUGAGGAUGAAAAUAUGAAACGUGUUGGAAUGUUUCAUGUAAUAUGGAAAUGAAUUAAUUGUCUACGAUUUUUUAUGUCUAUUAAGACAUUUUAUUUGGCAGUGUAAAAAUAUACAAACAUGUAUUAAGUAAACAUAAUUGUAGCUUUUAUACAGGUGAAUAUAAGAAAUUUUUCUAUGUA